UGCUAAUCUCACUCAUUGGGUGAUUACGACGCGUCCGUGUUGUCAUUUCGAUCGAGUUUCUAUUUUUGGACGUGUCUCGUGGGUUGUGCGCAUUCUGGGUUCCAUGUCGAAUUCGCAGUUGUCAGUCGGGGAUUGUUCAUUGGAUUGGAGCUGAGAGUGGGAAGGUUUCAGUCACGGAUUGGUGGGAUUGUGAAUUCACAUUUCACCGCUGUCCGUUCAAAAUUACUAAUUUUGGGACUGUUCUACUCUAGCUGUUGUGGGAUAUUCUGUUUUUUCUAUGGCAUGUAAGGCUGUCGAUUAUGAAUCUAUGAUUUAACCUAUGAGGAACCAGUUGGCAGCUUUUAGCGUUGUCAAUUACCAAAAUACAGCGCAUUGUUGGUUUGAAACCUCUAAAGUGUCCGUAGCUGGAUGCUCAAAACCUUGGUCUCUGAUCGUUCUGGUGUUGGUCCAGCUCUGCAACAGCCCCUUUUAAGGGGUAGAAAUAAAUCAGUUGCUAGGUUCUAGCUCAUUCCAAGCUCGUCCCCUCGCAUAUAGGGGAUCUCGUUAUGUCAGGUUCCAAAGGUUCGUCUGACAUGAGAAGUGUGAUGUACUCUGGAAAGCAUGCUUUGCUGCCUCCUAAGAGCCCGUUUCCAAGUCUUUCCCCUGCGUAUGCUGAUUAUGUGCCCAAUCCUCCCGUUGCAACGAAAGCUGUCCAGAGGCCCAGAGAGGGUUAUGCCCACCACCAGCGGACCUCCUCUGAAAGUUUUCUGAUGGAGGAGCAGCCUUCCUGGCUCGAUGAUUUGCUUAACGAACCGGAGACUCCUGUUCGCAAGGGAGGCCACCGCCGCUCAUCAAGUGACUCGUUUGCCUAUAUAGAUGUCGCUAGUAUUGGUAAUCUAGAUUACAUGGCUCAAGGUGAUUACAAGUACAGAAAUAUGGUUCCUAAAGCUGGUUGGAGAUCUCAAGAUUUUGAUCACCGGGCUUCUCUGCAUAAUGAACUGAAAUACGUAAAGCACAAGAACAAGCCAUGGGAAUCUCCUGUACAUGCUUCACCCCAUGCUUCUAGUGGUCUGCCAUCUGCUAAGGAUAAUGUUGCCAGUCAAAAUUCAGGACCAUCAUGUGCACUGCAAGAAGUUGAAAAGACUCCACUUCCAUCAGGUGAAAAGCAAGAUCAGGUUGAAGCGAGUCCGAAUGAUUCAAAGGGUUCUUCUGAAAGAAAAGAUCGGGCAAAAUCUUCUUCAUCUGACACGGAUACGAAACGGGCAAAACAGCAAUUUGCUCAGCGUUCACGAGUCCGGAAACUUCAGUACAUAGCUGAGUUAGAGAGGAAUGUGCAAGCUUUGCAGUUGGAAGGAUCUGAAGUUUCAGCUGAAAUUGGAUUUCUCAACCAGCAGAAUCUUAUCCUGAGCAUGGAGAACAAAGCCCUAGAACAAAGAUUGGAAAGUUUAGCUCAGGAGCAGUUAAUAAAAUACAUGGAGCAUGAAGUUUUGGAGAGGGAGAUAGUGAGGUUAAGAGCUCUGUACCAACAGCAGCAACAGCAGCAGCAGCCUCAAUCAUCAUCCACUCACCAACGCUCCAACAGUAAAGACCUCGAUUCCCAGUUUGCAAAACUCUCUCUCAAGCACAAGGGUUCUACAUCUAGCCGAGUGACAUUGUGAGUGGUCUUGCAACUCCACAGUUAGGUUUAAAACACGGCUGAACCUAUCAUGACCCCCAGUUGGCCAUCUGGGCUGCUGCUAAUGCCACAUUAGGACCACGAUCUCUUCUGCUUGUGCUGCUCUUUACUCCUAUUGCCUGUACGGCUACAUUACAUCUCCCACUGCUCUACCUGUGUCCUGUUCUCAUUUGUUAAUUACGGUAGGAUAAUUGUGCGCCUGGUGUCAUGUGCUGGAGAAUCACCAGCUCCAGCAUAUGAUAAUGCCUGAGGUGGUAACUGAGGACAGGUUCAGAGCUUCGGCCAUUCACUGUUUAGUUUACUGUUCAUCUUUCUUUCAAAGUUUCUGUUGUAGAAUGUGGAAGUGGUAGAUUCGCUGCAUCUACGUGCAUUGGAGCAUUACGCGAUGGAGAAUGGGGAAAAUAGGAAUCGAAUCGCUGGGUUGUACAAUUGAGUUCACUGAUAUUUUGAGUUGCUCUCCCUCAGUUUUCGUUGUCCUUGAUGUAGCAUGCCACUAUUGAUCUUUCCCAAGUGUGUGAUUCUUGUAGCCUUUAUUUUCAGAUCACAGAUGAUGUUAUCAAUAUAUUGAUCAGCUCGACUGGUAACUUCGCCA
Punica granatum (pomegranate) is the source of this 2246-nucleotide messenger RNA. The record is from RefSeq and is a predicted model, not a curated record. NCBI's taxonomy places the organism in Eukaryota, Viridiplantae, Streptophyta, Magnoliopsida, Myrtales, Lythraceae.